Messenger RNA from Ciona intestinalis (vase tunicate), 2874 nucleotides. The record is from RefSeq and is a predicted model, not a curated record. Lineage: Eukaryota; Metazoa; Chordata; Ascidiacea; Phlebobranchia; Cionidae.
GAAUUCAAUAGGCAAGAAUGCACUGAUAAUUUAUAUGUUUAUUUGCAGUUUUAGUAACUCGACAACAACAAAAUAAUCUGUUAAUUGUGCAUUGUCACAUUACAAUGGAAACGAAGCAUGGACAUCAGAAGUUAGAUUUUCGUUCUGGUUGCAGUUUAAAUAGAUUGGAAAAUUUGAUCAAUGUGUUUGAUGAAUAUGACAGACAUGAAUUUGAUGACCAAAUGGCUAUGGAGGUUCAUAUAAUGAAGGAACACAUUUUUAAUAUUUUAGGUGAUGUACAAAAGUUGGACAAUAAGCUUCCAGUGGCGAAUGAAUAUCUACUUUUAUCUGGAAGUGCAAGAGAUGGAACACUGGAUAUUGAAAUUGAGUCACCAUCUGAACUUACAAGGGGGAAUGAUUUUGAUUUAGAUUACACUUUGUUUGUUCCUGUCCUGAAGUUGCAUGACCGAAAUCAACCGGUGGUUCUAGACAUGCGACAUUCAAUUCCAUGUCAUUCCUGGAUAAGUUUGAAGUUGUUUGAUGAUGCAACUGUAUCAAGAUGGGAACCAUGCUGUAAAACAGUUGAAAAGGAAAAUGAAACCGGCCAUUUUUUAUCUCCUCCUAAAGUUUGUGACUGGUUUCAUGAAGCUUUAGUUAAAGUUUCAGAAGAUUUGAAGGAAAAUGUAAAGCGGGGCCAACCAAAAAUAACUACGGUACAACAGAGUGGAGUGGCAACCACUAUAAUACUUGCUAGUGGUGGAACACGGAUUAUGUACGAUCUUGUGCCUGUGGUUUCAUUCAGAGGAUGGCCAGCAGUUGCAAUGGGUUGGUUGUCAGAGAAUCACUUUUGGGAUGGAAUUAUUCCAGAGGAAGAAGUAAUUACCGGAUUCCAUCUGGUACCUGCUUGUAGCUUAGUUGGUGAUAAAGAAAUGGAAUGGAGACUUUCGUUUGCCCGCAGUGAAGUUCAGUUAAAGCGUUUUAUACCCAUGCCAUUUAUGAAAACCUUCUAUGCUUUCAAAGCAAUUAUGAACAGAGCACUUGGGCGGUACAAUAAGAUUAUGAAGCCAUACAUAUUACGCGGGUUAUUGCUGUGGGCAUGUGAUCGAGUGAAGAUACAAUAUUUGGCAAAUGAAGAUAUAGUUGCUGAAUGCUUGUUAGGUCUUAUUGAUGAUACUCUGCAAUGUCUUUUAAGCAGAUCAUGUCCCAACUACUUCAUACCACAGUAUAAUAUGAUUGGCCAUCUGGAUGAUCAAACUGUACUCAAGCUGUGUCAAGUUGUUUUAAUGGUGAGAAGUGAUCCAGCUGAACACGUGAGAAAUGCUGUGGAUCAAGUUAAAGCUGCACGAGAGUUAACUGAGGCAUAUCAUAAUCAACAAAUGGAGAGGAAAUCAACUAAAAGUAGCAGUGAAAAUGGGAUGUCACAAAGCAAUGUUGAAAUGAACUCCAGGCAGGAACUUGACUUGGCAGAAAAAAUGAGACGAUUGGUUGAUAGCAACCCUGGGAAAAGUAUUUCUGUGUUUCUAAAUCCUGAUGACAACUCACAACCACAUUUUAGAAUAGAUGGAAAGUUUUUUUAAGUUUGUUUUAAGCAGAAUAUUUUACUGCCACUUUAACAACACAGCUGGGACAUGAGAGACAUGGUUGACGCAGUAGUGGCAUUAUUAUCGUUAUGUUUUUUACUGGUGCUCAUCUAUGACUUCUUCGACACUUUCAAUCAAACUAUUGUUAACAAUGUCAUAUUAUCGUUUAUUACAUUUAUUCUUAUUGUGCAUGCUAUAAUUGUGUACCUUUAUAUAAUGUUGUCCACUAAUUUCGGCGUUUUGCAGCAGUGAUCUCUUUGUCUUAUUUACACUGUUUGUAACUUAAUUGUAUUAAUGUGUUUAUAUUUUUUUGUAAUGCAUGAGGCUGUAAAAUCAAACUAAAUUUAUAAGUUUGAUGUUUUUUAUUAACAAUUAAAACUUUACUUUCCACAUAGAAUUUACUUUUAACUAAAUAUGUAAAUGUUCAAUAAACAGUUGUUGGUAAAUCCAAUAAAAGUAAAAACAUUAAUAUGUCUCAACUCAUGUCUCAAAAAAAAUAUUCAAAAGGUUUAAUGGGUACUAAGAGGUUUAGAACCACCUGAAUGUCGAAGCCAUUGUUCUGCAGGCAUGGUCUCCCAAACUAGUGUUCAUGACGCAUGUGAAAAGGUCCAAAACAAUGAUUCGGAAUGUAUAUGCUCUCACACUGAUUGGGCUUUGGGCAUGAAAUAAAUAAUAAAUAUAUAUAUAUAUAUGUAAUAAGGGGACAAUAAAAAACAAUGGGUACUUGGGAUAAGAAAAGAAUGUAGUUGUUUGCUAUAUAUUGAAGAAGCUUGCUGCUGAUAUAUUUUACUUUUUGCAAACAUUUUACACCUUUUUUCACCCCCCAAAUUUGUCUCAUGGAAAAGGAGAGAAAAAGUAUAAAAAAACUAUUUAUUUACCUUUUUUAACCCACCCAGAAUUGAAAAAAAGAUUUUCAAAAUCCUUUAUCAUUUAGUUAAAUCAAGUGUAAUGCUUCAGUUACUUCUUGAGAUUGUAUAUGGCUUUUUUCAGUGUAAUAAAUGUUAUUUGUAGGUAAGCUUAUAUUUAAGUAAAAAUAAUGAAUUAUAAGAGAAAAGAGAAGCAUUUGAACAAGGAUGUUAAAAAUGCCUUAAGUAAUAUUUUGCUUCUGUGAAAAAAGAGUUGCUGAUGAAUUUAAUAUUUGUAUUAUUACCCUGUAUUUUCAUUGUAAUUUGUUUUUCUUUUAAUGUAGUUAAAUUGCUUUUGAAAACAGUGUUUUUAUUGCCUCGAAAAUGUUUUUUUAUUAAUUCAAACAUUGAUAGAAAUCCUACAAAAUUUUCUAAACAUCAAUGUAUGAUAAAUAUUGUUCCUCCACACU